CAGGGGGUGGGGCCCUGUUUGGUUCCGGAAGAGUGCUCGAGGCGAGGUGGUGUCGCUAUGGUGGAGUGGAGGAAUCAUCGCAUUCGUUAGCUAGCUGCUAUCUGUUUUGUUCUGAGUGUAAUGAGCGCAGCCAUCGGCAUCAGCGAUCCGCGAGACUUGUUUUGUUAUUGAGGCGCCACCACGAUGACCCGCUGACCACCGAGGAUGGACAGCAGUGAACAAUGACGGGGGAGAAAAAGAAGAAGAAGCGGCUCAACCGCAGCAUUCUUCUGGCCAAGAAAAUUAUCAUAAAAGAUGGAGGGAGUCCUCAGGGAAUCGGUGAGCCCAGCGUCUACCAUGCCGUGGUGGUCAUCUUCCUGGAGUUUUUUGCGUGGGGUCUCCUCACUACCCCCAUGCUCACGGUACUGCACCAGACGUUUCCCCACCACACCUUCCUGAUGAAUGGCCUCAUCCAUGGCGUCAAGGGCUUGCUGUCUUUUCUCAGCGCCCCCCUCAUCGGGGCCUUGUCGGACGUUUGGGGCCGCAAAUCCUUCCUGCUGCUCACGGUCUUCUUCACGUGCGCACCCAUCCCGCUGAUGAAGAUCAGCCCAUGGUGGUACUUUGCUGUCAUCUCCAUGUCCGGGGUCUUCGCAGUCACUUUCUCUGUCAUCUUUGCGUACGUCGCCGACAUCACGCAGGAGCACGAGAGGAGCACGGCGUACGGCUUGGUGUCAGCCACGUUUGCGGCCAGCCUGGUCACGAGCCCGGCCAUUGGUGCCUACCUGUCGGUGGCCUACGGUGACACCCUGGUGGUGAUCUUGGCCACGGCCAUCGCGCUGCUGGACAUCUGCUUCAUCCUGGUGGCCGUGCCCGAGUCACUUCCCGAGAAGAUGAGGCCGGCGUCGUGGGGUGCGCCCAUCUCAUGGGAACAGGCGGAUCCCUUUGCGUCUCUGCGCAAAGUGGGCCAGGAUUCGACGGUGCUGCUCAUCUGCAUCACAGUGUUCCUCUCCUACCUCCCUGAGGCGGGCCAGUACUCAAGCUUCUUCCUCUAUCUCAGACAGGUCAUCCGCUUCUCGUCAGAGACGGUGGCUGCCUUCAUCGCCGUAGUGGGGAUCCUCUCCAUAUUAGCUCAGACUGUAGUGCUGGGCAUCCUGAUGCGAUCCAUCGGCAACAAGAAUACCAUCCUGCUGGGCCUCGGCUUCCAGAUCCUCCAGCUGGCCUGGUACGGCUUUGGCUCGCAGCCCUGGAUGAUGUGGGCCGCCGGCGCCGUAGCAGCCAUGUCCAGCAUCACGUUCCCCGCCAUCAGCGCCAUUGUGUCCCGGAAUGCCGACCCGGACCAACAAGGCGUGGUCCAGGGCAUGAUCACGGGGAUCCGGGGCCUGUGCAAUGGCCUGGGUCCCGCUCUCUAUGGCUUUGUCUUUUACCUUUUCCAUGUGGAGUUGACCGACACGGACGCCUCGGAGAAAGGCGGCAAACCCAAUAUGGCUAACCCCACGGAUGAGAGCGCCAUCAUCCCGGGCCCUCCUUUCCUAUUUGGCGCCUGCUCGGUGCUGCUCUCCCUGCUGGUGGCGCUGUUCAUCCCCGAGCACACGGGGCCCGGCGCCCGCCCCGGCGCCUACAAGAAGCACAGCAAUGGGGCUCAAAGCCACUCGCACAGCCCGCAGGGCAGUGGGGCCGAGGGGAAAGAGCCUCUGUUGGACGACAGCAGCGUAUAACCUCGGAGCACUUUUUGAACUCUUGUGAGUGCGUCGGUGCCGCUGGGUUUUCAAUCUGUUACUAACUCGUCACACGCUGCCAGUCUGGAGGGAAUACCUAGCAGGGACUCGGGGAAAGCAGACCACUGUAGAGACCACACGGAUCGGCUCAAAGCUGUCGUCUUCGACUUCUUCAUGAGGGUUGCAAAGCGGUGCAAGAUUUGUGGUAACUUUCCAUGGAAAGUUAAGAUGGGGGAAUUUUGGAAAUGAAUAAGCAUAAAUGUAAAUAUCACAUUUUUAAUUUAAAAAAAAAAAUACAAAUAAAGGCCGUGAUUUAUUUGGAUAUGUAGUUUAAAAUAUUUUAUUGCACAAUCAAGUCCGCAGGACAGAAGCCUAAACAUUGACUUAAAUAUGACCAAAAUCCAUUCAGAAAUGAACUUAAAUACACCCCCUCGCCCCAAAAGGUCCCGCUCUUCCCUCGAGCGUGUCUCUGAAUUUUUGCAUAACCCUUUCAUGCAGAAGGGGGACCGGACCGUUCUCUGGCCUCCCCCGCAUAUCGGCAAAGAUUUUGAUAUCUGUGACUUUUUUUUUCCUGCUAUUUUCACAGCGAUGCGCUGUUCUUGUAUCGAAACGCAAAUUGUGAACGAAUUGGGCUUCGGGAAAGAACACUGGUUUCUUUGGAAAUGUCCAUCAAAACCAUUCCCCUCACAUCAUGUCAAAUAAACAACCUGGCCGACAAGUCCUUGUUUAUCACACUAUCCACAGUUACGGUUUCAUGAUCAAAAAUUGACACGUAAACCAGUCUUGCCCCCUACACUCACAACAUAAGCGGAAAGAAAAUCCUGGUAAAAAGCAGUGUUUAGGAUUGGAAAGAAUUACGUUUUUGUGUCAUCGUGCGACACAAAAACUUUUCUGGCCAAGCUGCUGCUUUCACAUCCGAAAUAGGCUUCUUCUCGUCAGGAUUCAGCUCAAAUAUAUUUCAUUUAAACUUCCAAAUAAGAGCAACCUUAAAUGUGGUCAUUUUCCUAUCAAUUCCCUUUAAUUCCCAUGGAUUGUUUACAAUUUUAAAAAGUCUGAUGGAAUUUUACAAGUGCACCGUCGCCGUUCAUUCUCUCAACAAACAGCGACACACAAACACACACUGUACACGUACCGUAGUUGUUUUCCCAUUUUUUUUAAUUUCACAAAUGUUGCCGUCAAGUGACUUAAGAUGACUAUCGAGAAUAAAUACAGAUGUAUAUGGAUAUUACGUAACCUGUAUGACGACUGUGGUCUGACAAGGCGCUGUAAUCUGAUCAUAUUGCUCCCAUCGGAGCCCCCCAUCCCCCAAAUCCAAUUUCCUGCCUUUCUUCUCGAUUUUAUUUCCCCCCCCCCCCCCCCCCGUUUACUGCAUUGCCACGUCCUGUCCUCUACCUAUUUCCCCCCCAAUUUUUGUCUUGUGUGUCAUGACUUUUUGUCUCCUCCCCACUUGUUUGCAUUUUCCCCAACUUAUCCGGUAUCUGAAAUUACAGCCCAAUUUUUAGGCCCUUUUUACUCCGCUUUGUUUUGUUCUUGAGCCCAUUUCCUGCAUGUCUCCAUUUGGACCCCGUUCCUCCUAAAUUUCUUGCCUUGUCUUUCUAUUUUGGCCAACUUCCCGCCUCGUCUCACUCAUUUCCCAUCAUUUCCUGCAUUCAACCAGCCGAAUGUUGGACCCGGUCUCCAUUUUGCCCAUCGAUCAUUGUUAGCUUUAAUUUUGCCCUUCUUCGUGCCACAUUUCACAACCACCCCCUGCUUUUCUUCCUCACUUCCUCGCUCAUUUCCCAGUUCCCACCUUGCGUUACCAAUUUCAACCACUUCCUUCCUUGUGUCUCCAUCACAGGUUAUAUUUUUAGCGCCUCAAGAUUCAAAACAUACAAACACACGAGGCGUUGCCAUAAAAUAGCAUCUGUAAACUUUGAAAGAUGGACCCCCACUCUAUUUUGUGGCUGGGAACACCUCACUCUCGGUUAAGAGUUUCAGUUCAGCGUGAUGUCACUCACAAUGUUUAGAAAAUUUGAUUUGACACAAACUACAAUUGCUUCGUAAGCGACCAGAUAUCACGAUUUACGGCUUCUUUAGCUCCAUGAACCUCGAUUGUUUUUGUGUCAAUGUAAACGCUUCAAGUGCAUUUCAAAGUCACUCGCCAAUCAUGUUUAACAUUUGUGCCAAUAUUUUUUGGGUUGCUUUUUUUUUUCUGCCGUAAGCAAGACAUCGUGUUUUUUAUCUAUAUAAAUAUGUACAGCCUUUCAAAACCUUUUUGUUGCUUUUUUUUAGGAAUGGUAUAAAAAAUGGGACGUCCAUCUCCUUUCACAUGACAAGCAUUUCACUUUGGUUAAUUGUGUUUUAUUCUUCAUCAUCACGGAACGUUUCAAAACGAACUGUACCAUGGUUGGACAACCUGCAGCGCGUGGGCCUCUUUACAGGCCACAGCCAGUGUUUUAUGCGGUCCGCCAUUAUUAUUAUUAUUAUUAUUUGUUUUAAGUUAUGUCCAAGAAGGAGAUGUUAUACACCAAUGUAUAUUUUUUUAGUGAUCAAAUACUGGACCAAAAUGUACAUUUGGAGCUACACAUUGUAAACUGUCCAGCCUGAGCAGGCUGUAUAAAGUGACCUAAAGUGACAGAUUUUGGAAGACCACCCCUCAACCUCCCUUAUUUUUUUAAUCCCCCCCCCCCCCCGCCCCUUCUUCCCCAUUUCGGUAUGAGUGGGUCGAGUUGCACAUUUGAACAAAGUACAACAAAACAGGAAGUGAAAAUCCAACCGCCCUCUCCCUCUUUCUCUGUGUGCCUAAAAUUAGCCAAGAAAAUGAAAAAUGGCGACAAUUAAGUCGAGCUGGUUAUGAUGUAAAUAUGGGAAACUAAUGAAGCUAUUUAUUAAAGGUUUAUUGUACAAUUC
Messenger RNA from Hippocampus zosterae (dwarf seahorse), 4583 nucleotides. It is a transcript of the gene slc71a1-2, whose product is annotated as major facilitator superfamily domain containing 14A2. Gene Ontology annotation, molecular function: transmembrane transporter activity. Gene Ontology annotation, biological process: transmembrane transport. The transcript is spliced from 12 exons. The coding region runs from base 222 to 1694 and encodes 490 amino acids. Gene Ontology annotation, cellular component: membrane. Lineage: Eukaryota; Metazoa; Chordata; Actinopteri; Syngnathiformes; Syngnathidae. The record is from RefSeq and is a predicted model, not a curated record.